AUGUACAAGUUUCCUGCUAGUACAUUAGUGUCCCAUGCAAUCAUAUUGCAGCCUGUUAUUGUUCAGGCCAGUUUCAAGACCCAAAAGGACCUACUUGGUUGUCGUACAAAGGUACCCCGCAAUGUAAACAUGGAGAAAUUGCGGAAUGGCUAUUUGUUUCCUGAGAUUUCAAGGCUUGAGGUUCAACACAUUGAGAAGUUCCCAAAUGCAAAGUUGAUAAGCCUUGGGAUUGGUGAUACAACAGAACCAGUACCACAAAUCAUCACAUCAAGCAUGGCUAAUUAUGCACACGCCCUUUCAACUGUGGACGGUUAUACAGGAUAUGGCCCUGAGCAAGGCAACAAGGCAUUGCGGAAGGCAAUUGCAAAGGAAUUCUAUAAAGAUCUGCCCAUAAAAGACACAGAAGUUUUUGUAUCAGAUGGCGCACAGAGUGACAUUACUCGGCUUCAGCUACUGCUGGGUUCCAACGUGACGAUUGCUGUGCAGGAUCCAUCCUUUCCGGCUUACAUAGACUCAAGUGUCAUAAUAGGUCAGGCUGGUGUUGAAGAUGAAGCUGGGAGGUAUGGGAGAAUUGAAUACAUGAAAUGUGGACCCCACAAUAACUUCUUUCCUGACUUGGCAACCACUUCAAGAGCAGACAUUAUCUUUUUUUGCUCUCCAAACAACCCCACGGGUCAUGCAGCAACAAGGAAGCAAUUAGAACAACUUGUAAAUUUUGCAAGGGAGAAUGGAUCAAUUAUUAUCUUUGACUCUGCUUAUUCAUCUUAUAUAAAAGAUGGUAGCCCUCGAUCAAUUUAUGAAAUUCCUGGUGCUAGAGAGGUUGCCAUUGAAAUUUCAUCAUUCUCAAAAUUUGCUGGGUUCACCGGUGUCCGGCUAGGUUGGACAGUUGUUCCUGAGGAGGUCUUGUACUCAAAUGGGUUCCCUGUUAUACAUGACUUCAAUCGCAUUGUGUGCACUUGCUUCAAUGGGGCGUCCAAUAUUGCUCAAGCUGGUGGACUGGCAUGUCUUUCCUCAGAGGGUUUCCUGGCUGUGCGUUCUCUGGUUGACUACUACAUGGAGAAUGCAAAGAUAUUGGUUGAAACAUUUGCUUCUGUGGGUCUAAAAGUAUAUGGCGGCACAAAUGCUCCCUAUAUUUGGGUGCAUUUUCCAGGCUCAAAUUCUUGGGAUGUAUGCACCAAAGUUCUUGAGAAAGCACACAUAAUUACAAUUCCAGGCUCUGGUUUUGGUCCAUCUGGUGAGGAGUUCCUGAGAAUUAGUGCUUUUGGCCACAGAGAGUCUAUUCUGGAGGCCUCAUCUAGGCUUAAAUCCCUAUUUCUAUAAGAAGCACAGUUAGCAUGGCUAAAUCAGAUGAGCUUGGGUUGGCCCAACUUUACAGUUUGAUAUCUCAGAACAUCGUUGGCUUGUAAUAAAUAUACUUUUGUCAUUGGCUUUUCCUUUCUUUUUCACGUACACGACCAAAACAAAGAUACCUUCUUCGUGAUGACAAGUCGAUAUUUUAAAUUAUUCUAAAUUUCUUUGAGGGGUAUUCGAACACAGUGCCGUGCAAGGGGCAAACACAGUGCCGUGCCCAACUAAUCUAACUAGUUCUGCAACCAAAAAUUGCUCAGGAUCCCUCCUGGCCAACAUCCCAUUCUCAGUAGAAAUGCAUCAAUAUCUGAUGUACCACCAUCAAACAUAAAGAAAAUACUAAAAAUGUGUAUUUAAUGUAACCUAGAGAUAAUUGAGCUAACUACGAAAUAAAUUCAAAAACAACAUGAUAGAACGGAAAAGGAAAUAGAUUGAGACAACCGGCCUUAUACUAUGAAUAUGGAGAGAGUACGCUAUAUCCUGAACCUUAUAAUUUUGCUUACAUCCAGUAAAGAGCUAUCACAGUGAGUUGAUGCUAAUUUCACACUUUGAAAGGAUAAAAAGGGUAAGAAAAACUUACAGCAAUCAUAUCAACCAACACUUUCCGUGUUGAGCUGUACUCACAAUAUUAAGAGAAGUGCAAUCAUCAAAUA
This is a messenger RNA of Prunus avium (sweet cherry), 2000 nucleotides long. Its product is annotated as aminotransferase ALD1, chloroplastic-like. Lineage: Eukaryota; Viridiplantae; Streptophyta; Magnoliopsida; Rosales; Rosaceae. The record is from RefSeq and is a predicted model, not a curated record. Gene Ontology annotation, molecular function: pyridoxal phosphate binding; transaminase activity. Gene Ontology annotation, biological process: biosynthetic process.